Cokeromyces recurvatus is the source of this 918-nucleotide messenger RNA. Its product is annotated as prohibitin-2. The coding region runs from base 1 to 918 and encodes 305 amino acids. The record is from RefSeq and is a predicted model, not a curated record. Lineage: Eukaryota; Fungi; Mucoromycota; Mucoromycetes; Mucorales; Mucoraceae. Gene Ontology annotation, cellular component: mitochondrion; membrane. Gene Ontology annotation, biological process: mitochondrion organization. The transcript has 3 exons.
AUGGCACAACAAGCAAAACAAGCUGCACAACGAUUAGGAGGCAUGUUCCCAAAGGGAUCUGGUAAAGGAGUAGGUUCUACAGCAAGUGCCCUCAUUGUCUUGGGUGCUUUAGGUUAUGGUGUCAACGCUUCACUUUUCAACGUUGAUGGUGGUCAUAGAGCUAUUAAAUAUACUCGUCUUUUUGGUGUUCAAAAUAAGGUUUAUAAUGAAGGUACUCAUUUUAUGAUUCCUUGGUUUGAAACACCCGUCAUUUAUGAUGUACGUGCAAAGCCUCGUAACAUUGGAUCACUAACUGGAACUAAAGAUUUACAAAUGGUCAACAUCACUUGUCGUGUUCUUUCUAAACCUCGUGUUGAUAACUUGGCAACUGUGUAUCGUACUUUGGGUCAAGAUUAUGAUGAACGCAUUUUACCUUCUAUUGUGAAUGAGAUCCUCAAGUCAGUAGUUGCACAAUUCACUGCUUCUCAACUUAUUACACAACGUGAACGUGUCUCUCGUCUUGUACGAGAAAAUCUUGUGCGUCGUGCUCUCAGAUUUAAUAUCAUUCUUGAUGAUGUUUCUAUUACUCACGUUGGAUUCUCACCUGUCUUUGAGAGUGCAGUUGAAGCUAAACAAAUUGCUCAACAAGAAGCACAGAGAGCAGCAUUUAUCGUUGAUAAGGCACGUCAAGAGAAGCAGUCGAUCAUUGUUCGUGCACAAGGUGAAGCAAAGUCAGCAGAAUUGAUUGGUGAAGCUAUUAAAGAUAAACCUGGAUUUUUAGAAUUAAAGCGUAUUGAAGCAGCUCGCGAGAUUGCCAGUAUUAUUUCUCGUUCCGGAAAUAAAGUUAUGUUGGAUUCUGACACUUUGUUGCUUAAUAUUAAUUCAACAACAACAGCAGCAACAAAACAAUCUACCAAGACAACAAUGGAAAAGGAAUAA